Molecule: messenger RNA, 1026 nt
Organism: Trichoderma asperellum CBS 433.97
Lineage: Eukaryota; Fungi; Ascomycota; Sordariomycetes; Hypocreales; Hypocreaceae
Source: RefSeq, a predicted model, not a curated record
AUGUCGCUCAUUGCCCCAUACGCAAAAGAACACAAGAACACCAAUGGCCCUGGAGAUGCUCGUCCAACUGCCCUCAAGAUCGUACGAGGCCAGUCCUUGGAUGGCCAGUUAAGGGGAAAAGUAAUCCUCGUAACUGGAGGCACCUCUGGGAUCGGAUUUGAGACAGUGCGUGCUCUGCAUGCCACUGGUGCCGAUGUAUAUUUCACCGGCCGUGAUGUUGAAAAAGGCAAGAGAGCUGAAGAAGAGCUCCGAUACGAUAAUCAGCCAGGAAAACUUGAGUAUAUGGAAAUGAGGUUGGACUCUCUUAAAAGUAUAAGAGAAUUCGCUGCCGAUUUCUUAAGCCGAACAUCGGGCAAGCUUAAUAUUUUAAUCUGCAAUGCUGGGAUUCGUGGAUAUCCGAAAGGAAAGACCGAAGAUGGCUUUGAGCUACAUUUUGGAACUAACCACCUCGGGCAUUUUGCUCUUUUCCAAGCUCUUAAAGAUGCUCUAAUCGCAUCGAGCACGCCCUCUUUCCAAUCCCGUGUAGUCUGUCUAUCGGCGUCCGGUCAUCGCCAAUCGGGCAUACGUUUCGACGACCUCAACCUUGACCGUGAAGGUGAAUACCAGCCUCUACUAGCGUACGCGCAAUCCAAGACAGCCAACAUCUACAUGGCAUUCGAGAUCGAAAGGCGCUACAGUGCCAGCGGCCUGCACGGCUUGGCGGCCCAUCCGGGAGGCAUCAGCGGUACGAGGCUCAACAGAAUGACGCCAGAGUCGGAACUCAAAGCGCUCACGGGCGAUCCUGUUGUUGCGAGAAGGAUGAAGAAUGCCGAACAAGGCGCUGCCACGACUGUAUGGGCGGCGAUAUCUCGCGAUUGGGAAGCAAAGGGCGGUGUUUUCUUGGAGGAUUGCCAGGAGAGCGAGCUGUGGAGUGGAGAUGGGACGGUUCUUGCACCAGGGCAUGCACCACAUAUUCAUGAUGGUGAGAGUGCAGCGCGCCUUUGGGAUAUAAGCUUGGGCAUGAUUGGAUUAAAUACGAAAGUUUGA